Clonostachys rhizophaga is the source of this 1263-nucleotide messenger RNA. Lineage: Eukaryota; Fungi; Ascomycota; Sordariomycetes; Hypocreales; Bionectriaceae. The record is from the annotation of a GenBank genome assembly.
AUGAAGGUGUUUGCCACUCUCGCAGCUCUGCUGCCUCUUGUGGCUGCCAAGGUCACGUAUGAAGGAUAUAAGGUGUUUCGCGUGGAGAGCCAUGACUCAUACCCGGCUAUUGAAACCGCUUUGGCAGACCUUGGCUCCAUCACUCUCCAUGUUGAUGGGGCGUACAGCGCAGUCAAUGUCGCUAUUGCUCCCGAGAAGCUUGAGGACUUCCAUGCUCUCGGGCUUGACGCUACAUUGAUCGAGGAAGAUCUUGCUUCAACAUUUGAGGAGGAGAAGUUCGAGGUUUACGAGUCUACGCUCAAGACUAAGGACACUAUUGCUGCCAUCCCUCCCAUUUCGUAUUUCAAUGCGUAUCACACUUUUGCCGAGCACGGAACAUUCCUGUCAGAUCUUCAAGCAGCGUUCCCAAGCAACUCAGAAAUCUUCACAGUUGGUAACUCGUUCGAAGGCCGCGCCAUCCGCGGCAUCCACCUCUGGGGAAGUGGAGGCAAGGGCUCCAAGCCCGCCAUCGUGUGGCACGGCACAGUCCAUGCCCGUGAAUGGAUUACUACCACGACUGUUGAGUAUCUUGCAUACAAGAUUGUCGAGGAGUAUCUGGCCUCGGAUGCCACCACUGUUACCGCAUUGAACAACUAUGACUUCUACAUUCUUCCUGUUGUUAACCCUGAUGGUUUUGUUUAUACCCAAACCACUGAAAGACUUUGGCGCAAGAACAGACAAACUCGAUCUGGAGUGUCCUGUGUCGGCACGGAUAUCAACCGAAACUGGCCUUACCAAUGGACUGGCUCCGGUUCUUCAACCAACGCCUGCGCUGAAACCUACCGCGGUCUCGCACAAGGCGACACACCCGAGAACAAGGCUCUUGUCGCUCAUUUGUCAGGCCUGUCAUCCGGCAAGGGCAUCAAGUUCUAUAACGACUGGCACUCUUACAGCCAGCUGAUCCUUCUGCCAUUCGGAUACAGCUGCUCCGCUCGCGCUACAAACCACGCAACACAAAUGUCCGCUGCCGGCAGUGUCGCGACCGCCAUCCGCGGCGUGAACGGCCUCAGCUUUACCUAUGGCCCUACCUGUUCCACGAUUUACCAGGCCAACGGUGGUAGCUUGGACUGGGCCUACGCAGUUGCCGGUGCCGAGUACUCGUGGUGCAUCGAGCUGCGCCCUAGCUCGUCUGCCAGCAAUGGUUUCGUUCUCGCUGCUUCUCACAUUGUACCUUCUGGUGCAGAGCAAUGGGCGGGCAUGAAGAAGUUCUUCACCCUCAUCUAA